AUGAAGCUCCCGCCGGCUGUUAUCUGUCUUCUCCUCAUCCUCGUCUUCUUUGAUGGUGCUUCAGUGGAGGCCCGAGGCACACCUUCUGCCCAGGGAUCGAGGAACCAAUGGUCCAGCAUGUUCGUCUUCGGCGACGACUUUGUCGACAACGGCAACCGUCCCAACAUCACCGGUGAAAAGACAUCGCGCCAAUGGAGCUACCCCUACGGCUCCUAUCUCAACUCUCAUUAUCCUACGUCUCCUGUUUUGACCGGACGCUUCUCCAACUACAGGAUGCAAUCAGAUUUUAUCGCAAGGAUGUUGGGUCUCCAUGAAGCACCUCCAGCGUACGAGCUCACAGAUGAUCAAUCUUGUGGCUCAUCUGGCAUGACCUUCGCUUCUGGCGGCGCUGGUGUCUUCAAGGUGACAGCGAAGAAAAAGGUGCCGACCCUUGCUGCACAGGUUCAAGCUUUCAAGAGGCUAGUCAACGACGGGGUCAUCCCAACACGACAGCUUCACCACUCUGUCGCGCUCAUCGCCAUCUCCGGCAAUGACUACAUGAGCGGCUCUGAGGCCAAUAAUGGCUUCUACACAAGCUUCGACGAUCUCGAUACUUACGUCGGAAACGUGGCGACUGAGAUCCUAGAUAAUGUGGCGCAACUGCAGAUGCUUGGUGUGAGAAAGGUGCUAGUAAACAACUUGCAUCCCAUUGGUUGCAUGCCUUUGCAUACUAGUUCGAACAACUACACCACGUGCGACCUUCUCGGCAAUUAUGGCGCAUCCGUGCACAACAAGUAUCUAAAGCAAAUGCUCGAAGAAAGGGACAACGUUCACAUACUGGACCUCUACACUGCUUUCACUGACAUCAUUAAUCAUGCCCCUGGUGGAGGGUCGGAUGAGUCCAAGAAUUUCAACCGCAAACUGACCCCGUGCUGCGAGAGUACCUAUAAGGGAGGGUACUGUGGAGAGCAGCGUAGCCAUUCAGGGAAGCGCUUGUACGACCUAUGUGAAACUCCUGACAAGAUGUUCUACUGGGACCAGACACACCCAACACAUGCUGGGUGGGAAGCUGUAAUGAAGGCGCUGCAACAGCCUUUGAUGGAGUUUCUUGAUGAGGACUACGUUGCAUGA
Messenger RNA from Triticum urartu, 1110 nucleotides. The record is from RefSeq and is a predicted model, not a curated record. NCBI's taxonomy places the organism in Eukaryota, Viridiplantae, Streptophyta, Magnoliopsida, Poales, Poaceae.